Messenger RNA from Cantharellus anzutake, 2041 nucleotides. RefSeq names its product transcription initiation factor TFIID subunit A-domain-containing protein. Gene Ontology annotation, biological process: RNA polymerase II preinitiation complex assembly; DNA-templated transcription initiation. The record is from RefSeq and is a predicted model, not a curated record. Gene Ontology annotation, molecular function: protein heterodimerization activity; TBP-class protein binding; DNA binding. The transcript is spliced from 5 exons. Lineage: Eukaryota; Fungi; Basidiomycota; Agaricomycetes; Cantharellales; Hydnaceae. The coding region runs from base 1 to 1671 and encodes 556 amino acids. Gene Ontology annotation, cellular component: SAGA complex; transcription factor TFIID complex; SLIK (SAGA-like) complex.
AUGGCAGCAACUAAACCGCAAAUGCCCCUUCAACCCGCUAGGAGGACUCAAAAUCCGGUCCAACAACCACCAGGCACCAAUUCAUCAUCACAACCGCGCAUCGGGCCGCUGCCUCAAACAUUGCUACAAGGACAGAAUGGUGUCCCUGUAGCCCAAAGCGGGCAAACAAACAAUGUCACACAGAAUCCUGCACUCCAAAGAGCCAUGGCGCAAGCCGCCUCUGCUCAGAGUAACGCUGCUCAGGUCUUUGCGCUCCUAGCUCCCCACAUGGAGAGUCUCACGCAGGCCUACAGGGCCGGAAACUUGUCUGAGGAACAAAGGCAACAGCUUCAAGUCAUUCUUGCUACAUACGGACGGCACUUUCGGUUGCAACAGACGCGGCAGCAAUCGCAGCAGUCUCAACCACAGCAAUCAUCGGAUACCACGAAUGGUGCCCAAGAUCACAGUGCUCAGUCAUCUGUGCCAUCGGGAACUCAGCAACGAUCGCAGGACGCGGCAGCUUUACAUGCCCAAAACAGAGCAUCCCCUAAUCAUCCUCAGCCUAAUUCCACCGCAUCGAACCCUUCGACAUUACAUCCAGCAUUGUUGUUGAAAAGUGCCUCUAUUCCAGGGAUGCCUCCUCCGGGAUAUGUAGCACCAAACGGGUGGACUCCUACGAUUAAUGGCGCUCCACCUCCUCCAAUUGCGGGGACGAAGCGCAAGACACCUCCGCCGUCCAACCCAAGUGCUGAGCAGCAACAUGCACCUUUACCGCCUGCUGCGCAACAGCGACAGCCAUCUCAGCAACCUGUCAGACCCCCAACUCAACAAAGCUCUUCGUAUGUUGCGCCGGAUCCAAUAAAGAACCUGGCGAUUCAAUUUAACUACAGAGGAAGUUCAGAACUCGACGCCCCUGACCCUCGGCCACAACCAUGGCCAAACGCGGUUGGCUCGCGUCCUACUCUGACAGGUGGUCUGGGAGGAGCCUCUCUCACCCUGUGUACACCGACACUCCUUGUGCACCCCUCGAUGGAUACGGAGGUGUUGGAUCCCACCACUACCGUGCCUGUCGACAGUACCACGGCGGCCUCCAAUGGACCUGGAGGCACAAGCACGCUAUCGAAGGACACAAAACCUGGAGGCGGACUAGUAAGCAACAAACGAACAGUCAUGGAUAUCAUUACCAGUGUGGACCCAAAUGUCAAGGUGGAUCCAGACGUGGAGGACUUCAUGCUUGAGCUAGCAGACGAGUUUAUCGAUUCCGCAACCCACUUUGCAUGUAGAUUGGCCCAGCAUCGUGGAUCCGAUUCUUUAGAUGCGAAAGAUUUACAGCUUUACUUAGGUAUCACAUUCACUGGACGUGCUUUCAAACUAACACUCAGCAGGUUUAUUCCCAUAGAAGGUAGUAUGAACCUUCGAAUACCAGGUCAUUCCUCUGAUGAUACGCGAGUGUCGAUGUCACUCUCACAUGCUUCCGCAACGGGGGCAAACAGUGGAGCUGCAGACUUACUGGCUCUCACUACGGGGACUGGUGCACGCGUGGGCAAACUACCAGGACAGGGGAACAUCACGAAGGCGACUAAGGCCUCUAAAGCAGAGAAGAACAAAGACAAGGAAAAAGAUGCCGAUAUUCGCUUAGGCCGAGGUCUCAGAAGCAUACGACUGGCAGCAGUCAAGAAUGCAAGACGAUAGACAUCAUUGGGUAUUGUUCAUGGACAUCAUACUUAGGUACAACCGAUAGCAUAAUGAUAUGGAUCCCAUAUUCAACAGGGAUAGAACAAACGUCCCAUGGACACUCGGCGUGGAAUAGUCCAAAAUAAGGCAAGGAAUGCCGUGCUGCAUAUAUGGAUGUAUCAGUGAUCCCCUCAAGCGAGCCGAAUGUGUGUCAGAAGAAACAUUUGGAAUUGUAUAAAUCGAUUUGUGAAUUUCGACAGCUGGCUUAGCCAGUUUCCGAAUCCUCGUGCUCAUCACUUCUCUUAAAAAUAGGAAAAAUUAAUCACCUUUUAGGUACGCUAGCAUCGGGUGACCUGCCAGAACAAAGACGUCAGUAUCCACAACGCAA